GUGUAGUGAUCGGUGGGAUCCUUGCCGUUCUAAUCGGAAUGGUUCUGCAGGGUGGAUUCUGCGCAUUGGAGAUUGGAAGGAAGAAGAAUCAUAGUGUGUGUGCGUGUGUUGCGCAAUAACCCCCCCCCCCUCCCUAGCAAGCCGGUGUGGGACUCCCCUGCACAGUGUUGCUGGGAAGUGGUUAGGAUCCGGCAGCUGGCAUAGAAGACUUAGCCCUGUUGUCCCUGCACUGCAUUGAUCAUGCACAGACUCGUCUAUCUGCUGAUCCCUUGGAUCCCCUGGAUACAUGCUGAAGACAGCGCCAUGGAGGAGAUCGCCACAGAGAAAGAGGCAGAGGAGAGCCACAGGCAGGACAGCGUGAGCCUGCUGACAUUUAUCCUACUGCUGACUUUAACCAUCCUAACCAUCUGGCUAUUUAAACACCGCCGGGCACGCUUCCUGCAUGAGACUGGGCUGGCUAUGAUUUAUGGGCUUAUCGUUGGAGUCAUUUUAAGAUAUGGCAUACCUUCUACCAGCAGCUAUGAGAAAGCAGUCACUUGCUCUGAAGAAAAAAAGGCGUUUACGACACUGCUCGUCAAUGUUAGCGGGAAAUUCUUUGAAUACACUUUGAAGGGCGAAAUUAGCCCUGGGAAGAUCAAUAACGUGGAACAGAAUGAUAUGCUGAGAAAAUUGACCUUUGACCCCGAAGUCUUCUUCAACAUCUUAUUGCCACCUAUUAUCUUCCACGCAGGAUACAGUUUGAAAAAGAGGCAUUUCUUCAGGAAUAUUGGAUCCAUUCUUGUCUACGCUUUCUUUGGUACAGCACUUUCCUGCUUCAUUAUAGGAAAUCUGAUGUAUGGAGUAGUCAAACUGAUGGCACUUGUGGGACAACUGCACGGCAAGUUUUACUACACCGACUGUCUGUUCUUUGGCGCCAUAAUCUCUGCGACUGAUCCAGUGACUGUCCUUGCAAUAUUUAAUGAUCUUCGAGCAGAUGUGGAUCUUUAUGCUCUUCUGUUUGGUGAAAGUGUUCUUAAUGAUGCUGUGGCUAUUGUGCUAUCUUCGUCUAUUGUUGCUUACCAGCCCACAGGUGAGAGAAGCCAUACAUUCGACGCAGCUGCCUUUUUCAAAUCUGUUGGAGUCUUUUUGGGGAUUUUCAGUGGCUCGUUCGUUAUGGGAGUUUGUACUGGAGUUGCAACAGCUCUGGUGACUAAAUUCACCAAGCUGCACUGUUUCCCAUUGCUGGAAACUGCUCUGUUCUUCCUGCUGUCCUGGAGCACGUUCCUCCUGGCUGAAGCAUGUGGCUUUACAGGGGUCGUUGCUGUGCUGUUCUGUGGAAUCACGCAAGCUCAUUACACACAUAAUAAUUUAUCGCCUGAGUCAAGGAACAGAACUAAACAGCUGUUUGAAGUUUUACACUUUCUGGCGGAGAACUUCAUCUUUUCAUACAUGGGUCUGGCACUUUUUACCUUCCAAAAACACGUCUUUAGCCCAAUCUUCAUUGUCAGUGCUUUUGUUGCUGUGUUUGUGGGCAGAGCUGCUCAUAUCUAUCCACUGACAUUUUUACUAAAUUUGGGUAGAAGGCACAAGAUUGGAUGGAACCUUCAGCAUAUGUUGAUGUUUUCAGGCCUUCGAGGUGCUAUAGCAUUUGCUCUUGCCAUCCGAGAUACAGCUACUUAUGCACAUCAGAUGAUGUUCUCAACAACACUCCUAAUAGUCUUCUUUACUGUCUGGGUAAUUGGAGGAGGAACAACACCCAUGUUAUCCUGGCUUAAUAUCAGAGUUGGUGACCAUAAUGCAUCGUUGGAAGAUGUGACCCUUAGAUCCUGGCAAUAUUUCAGAGUUGGAGUUGAUCCAGAUCAAGACCCACCUCAGACUAAUGACAGCUUUCAAGUACUGCAUGGGGAGGGACCCGAUUCUGUAACAGGAAGCAGGACAAAACAGGAGAGCGCCUGGAUUUUUAGGCUAUGGUACAGCUUUGACCAUAACUACCUUAAGCCGAUGCUCACACACACUGGCCCGCUGUUAACCACAACAUUGCCCAGUUGGUGUGGGCUGGUGGCCAGGUGUUUCACAAGCCCGCAGGUUUAUGAUAAUCCAGAGCCACUGAGAGAAGAAGAUGCAGACUUCAUCCUUAAUGAUGCUGAUCUCACACUGACUUAUGGAGACACCACAAUCACUGCCAAUGGUUCUUCAGGCUCACACACAGCCACCACAAGCCUUGAUGGCAGGAGAACAAAAAGUAGUUCAGAAGAAGCUCUGGAACGUGAGCUUGGAGGAGACUGUGAGAUAACAAACAGGGGAACCCGACUGGUGUUCCCCCUUGAAGAUAACCCAUGAUCCACAGUGUAGGCGACAGUGAAGGAAAGAAGACCAGUGUCUCAAGAAUGGGGCCAGGAGCAUCUCAGGGCCCAGUGUGCUGAAGAGUUAGGUGUGCAGGUUCAUGCACUGAAUAUGUGACAAUUCUUAUGGUACUGAACAUGGGAAUUACUGAGACCAUGGAAACAUUUCCAAUCGCACACUGCAACAUUUAGACGUUUGUAGUUGCAAUGCGUGGCUAACACAGACAGUUACCUAGAGCCCUUCCCAUGCUUGUUCCUCUGUGACCCUAACGAUAUAGACUUGAAACCUGCUCCUAACAUAUACCUGUGUAGUUAACAACCUUUGUUUUUAGGUCAUUGUGACUGAUAUACCUUCAAACUAUAUGCAGCCUUUUUGUCGCUAGUAGGGACAGUAAAAGUUGUUUUGGGAAGUGCCUGUCUUUUAGUAACGAAAAGGGGGCAACCGAGCAAUUUCUCCAAUUGCACAUCUCCCAAAAAUGUGUAUGCAUUAUUUUUUAACCAUAUAAAAUGAGUGUAUAAGCACUGAA
Spea bombifrons (plains spadefoot toad) is the source of this 2848-nucleotide messenger RNA. It is a transcript of the gene SLC9A7, whose product is annotated as solute carrier family 9 member A7. NCBI's taxonomy places the organism in Eukaryota, Metazoa, Chordata, Amphibia, Anura, Pelobatidae. Gene Ontology annotation, cellular component: membrane; recycling endosome. The transcript is spliced from 17 exons. Gene Ontology annotation, molecular function: sodium:proton antiporter activity. Gene Ontology annotation, biological process: sodium ion transport; regulation of pH; proton transmembrane transport. The record is from RefSeq and is a predicted model, not a curated record. The coding region runs from base 241 to 2319 and encodes 692 amino acids.